UGCGCGCGGUUGUGGCGAGGGUGGGGGGCGCGAGGAGCCCGCGUGCGUGCUUGGUGGGGAGCGCGCGCCUGCUCGCUUGCGUGACGGGCUGGGAAAGUGUCGGUGGUGGUGCACGCGCCCGCCCGCCGGUAAAGCGCUUAUCGCCACCGUUACCCCCGGAGUGCGGGUCGGGGUCGCGCGUGCUUCCCCCCGCGCGCGUGCACCGCGAGGAACGAGGCGGCGCUGCCUCCUGCCGCUACCCCGGCCCCUGCAUGGUGCCCGCUCCGCCUCGCUAGCCGGAGCCGCGGCCGGAGGGAGCGAGGCGGGCGGGGUCGCGGAUCCCGAAGCCAGCGUGAGCCGCGCGGGGCGGCCGCGGCCCGCAGGAGCAGCGGGGAUUCCCGGCGUGGCCGCGGGAGCCCCCGGGCGGCGGCGGCUGAGGAGGCUGGGAUUGAAGGUGGUGCCCGGCGGGGAGCGCGGAGGGGAUCGUGCCCGCGGGCCCCCCUCCCCCGGGCCGCCUCUCCGGCGGGUCCCCCCCUGCCUGGACCAUGGCCGACGACGACGUGCUGUUCGAGGACGUGUACGAGCUGUGCGAGGUGAUCGGCAAGGGUCCAUUCAGUGUUGUGCGGCGAUGUAUCAACAGAGAAACUGGGCAACAGUUUGCUGUCAAGAUUGUCGAUGUAGCAAAAUUCACCUCAAGUCCUGGAUUAAGUACAGAAGAUCUGAAGAGGGAAGCCAGUAUCUGUCACAUGCUGAAGCAUCCCCAUAUUGUUGAAUUAUUGGAGACAUACAGUUCAGAUGGAAUGCUUUAUAUGGUUUUCGAAUUUAUGGAUGGAGCAGAUCUGUGUUUUGAAAUUGUAAAGAGAGCAGAUGCUGGUUUUGUGUACAGUGAAGCCGUAGCCAGUCAUUACAUGAGACAGAUACUGGAAGCUCUACGUUACUGUCAUGAUAAUAACAUAAUUCACAGGGAUGUGAAGCCACACUGCGUGCUACUUGCUUCAAAGGAGAAUUCAGCACCUGUAAAGCUUGGUGGUUUUGGGGUAGCUAUUCAGUUAGGGGAGUCUGGACUAGUAGCUGGAGGACGUGUAGGAACACCUCAUUUUAUGGCCCCAGAAGUAGUAAAAAGAGAACCCUAUGGGAAGCCUGUAGAUGUUUGGGGUUGUGGAGUGAUCCUUUUUAUUCUACUAAGUGGUUGUUUGCCUUUUUAUGGAACCAAGGAAAGAUUAUUUGAAGGCAUUAUUAAAGGAAAAUAUAAGAUGAAUCCCAGGCAAUGGAGCCAUAUCUCUGAAAGUGCCAAAGAUCUGGUACGCCGCAUGCUUAUGCUGGACCCAGCUGAAAGGAUAACCGUUUAUGAGGCCCUGAAUCAUCCUUGGCUGAAGGAGAGGGAUCGCUAUGCAUACAAGAUUCAUCUUCCAGAAACAGUAGAGCAACUGAGGAAAUUCAAUGCAAGAAGGAAACUAAAGGGGGCAGUACUAGCAGCAGUAUCAAGCCACAAAUUCAAUUCCUUCUAUGGGGAUCCCCCUGAAGAGCUGCCAGACUUCUCUGAAGACCCUACCUCCUCAGGACUUCUAGCAGCAGAAAGAGCAGUCUCACAGGUGCUGGACAGCCUGGAGGAAAUUCAUGCGCUUACAGACUGCAGUGAAAAAGAUUUAGAUUUUCUACACAGUGUUUUUCAGGAUCAGCAUCUUCACACACUACUAGAUCUUUAUGACAAAAUUAACACAAAAUCUUCACCACAAAUCAGGAAUCCUCCAAGUGAUGCUGUGCAGAGAGCCAAAGAGGUAUUGGAAGAAAUUUCAUGUUACCCAGAGAACAAUGAUGCAAAAGAGCUAAAACGUAUUUUAACACAACCUCAUUUCAUGGCCUUACUUCAAACUCAUGAUGUAGUGGCACAUGAAGUUUACAGUGACGAAGCUUUGAGAGUUACGCCUCCUCCCACCUCUCCAUACUUAAACGGAGAUUCUCCAGAGAGCGCCAACGGUGACAUGGAUAUGGAGAAUGUAACACGAGUCCGACUGGUACAGUUCCAGAAGAACACAGAUGAACCAAUGGGAAUCACUUUAAAAAUGAAUGAGCUGAACCAUUGCAUUGUUGCAAGAAUUAUGCAUGGAGGAAUGAUUCACAGGCAAGGUACACUCCAUGUAGGGGAUGAAAUCCGAGAAAUAAAUGGAAUCAGUGUAGCAAACCAAACAGUGGAACAACUACAAAAAAUGCUUAGGGAAAUGCGGGGGAGCAUCACGUUUAAGAUUGUGCCAAGUUAUCGGACUCAGUCUUCAUCCUGUGAGAGAGAUUCCCCCUCUACAUCCAGACAGUCCCCAGCUAAUGGUCAUAGCAGCACUAACAAUUCUGUUUCGGACUUGCCAUCAACAACACAACCAAAAGGACGACAGAUAUAUGUAAGAGCACAAUUUGAAUAUGAUCCAGCAAAGGAUGACCUCAUCCCCUGCAAAGAAGCUGGCAUCAGAUUCAGAGUUGGAGACAUUAUCCAGAUCAUUAGCAAAGAUGAUCAUAACUGGUGGCAGGGUAAACUGGAGAACUCCAAAAAUGGUACUGCAGGUCUCAUUCCUUCUCCUGAGCUUCAAGAAUGGCGAGUAGCUUGUAUUGCCAUGGAGAAGACCAAACAGGAGCAGCAGGCCAGCUGUACUUGGUUUGGAAAGAAAAAGAAGCAGUACAAAGACAAAUACUUGGCAAAGCACAAUGCAGUAUUUGAUCAAUUAGAUCUCGUCACAUAUGAAGAAGUAGUAAAACUGCCAGCAUUCAAAAGGAAAACACUAGUCUUACUAGGUGCACAUGGUGUGGGAAGAAGACACAUAAAAAAUACACUCAUCACAAAACACCCAGACAGAUUUGCAUACCCUAUUCCACACACAACCAGACCUCCCAAAAAAGAUGAAGAAAAUGGAAAGAAUUAUUACUUUGUAUCGCAUGACCAAAUGAUGCAGGAUAUAUCCAACAAUGAAUAUUUGGAAUAUGGCAGCCAUGAGGACGCAAUGUAUGGGACAAAACUGGAAACAAUACGGAAGAUCCAUGAGCAGGGACUAAUUGCAAUACUUGAUGUAGAGCCUCAGGCACUGAAGGUCCUGAGAACUGCAGAGUUUGCCCCUUUUGUUGUUUUUAUUGCUGCACCUACGAUUACCCCAGGCAUUAAUGAGGAUGAAUCUCUUCAGCGCCUGCAAAAGGAAUCUGAGAUCUUACAGAGAACAUAUGCACACUACUUUGAUCUAACAAUUAUCAACAAUGAAAUUGAUGAAACAAUCAGGCAUCUGGAGGAAGCCAUUGAGCUUGUUUGUACAGCAUCACAGUGGGUUCCAGUCUCCUGGGUCUAUUAGGCCUUUCACCAGAUAACUGAAGAAUUUUAUCAAUACUGGGAACCACCUCAUACAUGGAAAACCUCUUUGUUAUUGACCUUGUGUCAACAGAUCUUGGCCCCUAGAGACUACCUAGAUGUAGUGUGACCUAAAUUUAUAAUUAUUGUCAUGUCCUAAUAGAUAGGAGGAGAAAAAAAAUUAAACACUAAUUUAAAGAGACAGUAUCUUUUUUAAUCAGUUCUCCUAAACUUUAAUAAAAUAUAUGUUUCAAUAUAUGUAUUAUUCAAUCCUUUGGAAUGUUAUAUUUUUGGAAAUCAUAGCUUAUUAUUUCAAAGCCCCUAAAAACUGCACAAAAUAGAUGCUGCUUUCUAUAAUCUAUUUUAAUAAUAAUAAUAAUAAAUGAUUCUGUUACCUUAACUUGGGGGUGGAACACUACAUUCUAUUUAGAGUCUGAUUUUAUGGAUUGGGAUACCUUGCUUUCCUUUAUUUAUUUGAAAUAAUUAGUCUAAUGAUUGCAAAACAAAUUCAUAAAUUUUAAAGGCCUUUCUUUGCUUUUUUUUUUUUUUAGAAUAGUAUUUUUAAGUAUUUUUAUGUAACAUCCAGAUAAUGUGAUACUGUCUCUUUGAAGAACUCUGUAAACCUUUUAGAGAUUUGAAAUUGGGUCUUGACUCUUAAUGCAUGUGGACAGUCGCAAGCGUUCAUGCCGUUGGUGUAUCUGUGUUGAAAAAAAACCUGUAAUCUACAGCAAAAUACAUUCCGUUCAUGGGAAAACGUACCCAAGGGAAUAAAAUAAAAAUAUUAUUAUGACUAAGUUGUAAACCUAUGCACAUCCCUUGCAUUUUGGGCAACUUUAUAAAAAAAACUGAUUUUUAUUAAUAAUAAUCAUGUAGUGAAAUGUGUUUGUAAUUUUGUCUCAAUUUAAUUUGUUGUAAGGUGGGCGGGGGAAAUUACUGGUUUCACCAUUUCAGAUCUGUGUUGUCUGAGAGUAUUAACGUUUUAAUUAAGUUUAAGCAAAGAAAUGCUGAUUUUUAAUAUGUAUGUAAUGUUUAAAAAAUGCACACAUUUUAAGAGAAAAUACUGUGCAAUGAAGAAACCAGUUUAAGCAAUGCGAUAAACUGGCUAUUCCAAAAGACUCAUCUACAACAGCCCUGUAAAUUCCUUAAAAAUGGUAACUGACUCUACAGUCUGACCAAUUUUUUUUAUUUUAAAUAUACUUCCUUUUAUGUGUUCAACAA
This is a messenger RNA of Chrysemys picta bellii (western painted turtle), 4519 nucleotides long. RefSeq names its product calcium/calmodulin dependent serine protein kinase (gene CASK). Gene Ontology annotation, cellular component: cell-cell junction; plasma membrane; basolateral plasma membrane. Gene Ontology annotation, biological process: protein phosphorylation; regulation of neurotransmitter secretion; intracellular protein localization. The record is from RefSeq and is a predicted model, not a curated record. NCBI's taxonomy places the organism in Eukaryota, Metazoa, Chordata, Testudines, Emydidae. Gene Ontology annotation, molecular function: protein kinase activity; signaling receptor binding; ATP binding.